Messenger RNA from Phaeodactylum tricornutum CCAP 1055/1, 815 nucleotides. RefSeq lists its product with no specific name. Bases 1 to 765 code for a protein of 254 amino acids. Lineage: Eukaryota; Bacillariophyta; Bacillariophyceae; Surirellales; Neidiaceae. The transcript has 2 exons. The record is from RefSeq and is a predicted model, not a curated record. Gene Ontology annotation, molecular function: calcium ion binding.
AUGCGGAUUCGGGUGCGAUCGUUCGUCGUGGCGCUCCUCGGUGCCGUCACCAUCACCACCAACGCGCAACAAGACUAUCCCCAAUACGAUGACUACGCCGACGCCGAUUAUGGAUCCCCCGAUAAUCUUUACCACGACUAUGCCGCUCGGCAACAAGGCAAAGUUGCAGAAGGCGGUGGCGGCGGUAUAGGCAUGGGGAAAAUGGUGCUGGGUUCCGCGGUAUCCUGGAUGCUGGGAGCCAAAUUUCAUUCGGGUCGGGUAACCAAAAAGUUAAAGGCCAAGUUUCAAAAAGAGCAAAAACAGCUUUACAGUCAGUACUACAACGACGUGUAUAAACUUACUGAGCAAAACCAGGAACUCCAGUAUAUGGUGGAACAAUUGAAGGAAGCGCUGCAAUCGACCGAGAGCAAGCACGAACUGGAGGCCCUGCAACGCGAUUACGACGAAUUCAAGCAACCGGACAUUGACGGCGACGACCGCAUCAGUCGAGCAGAAUUCAAUAUGUACGUCAAGAACUAUCUCAGUAAUUACCCCGGCUUGUCGGAAAAGGAUUAUCCCAAAUUCGAAGAUUUCGACCACGACGGGGACGGCUUUGUGUCCUUCCAGGAGUACGCGCAACAAAUGGCCCUGCAAGCACAGCAAGCCGAACUAGAACAAAUGUACGGUGGUGGCAACGCAGCUUCCUCGCAAAAGGCCCAGGCCCUCAGUGAUAUGUACGGCAGCGCCAAACAGGGACAGAAUCUGAAAGACAAAGCCUACCGUUAACGACACAGAUUGUCCGCAUAUAAUACUAGCAUACCUCUCUUUUACGUUUC